Messenger RNA from Odobenus rosmarus divergens (Pacific walrus), 1131 nucleotides. Its product is annotated as keratin-associated protein 10-7-like. Lineage: Eukaryota; Metazoa; Chordata; Mammalia; Carnivora; Odobenidae. Gene Ontology annotation, cellular component: keratin filament. The coding region runs from base 1 to 1131 and encodes 376 amino acids. The transcript has a single exon. The record is from RefSeq and is a predicted model, not a curated record.
AUGGCCGCAUCCACCCUGUCCGUCUGCUCCAGCGACCUGAGCUACAGCAGCCGCGUCUGCCUGCCCGGCUCCUGGGACUCCUGCCCCGACUCCUCCUGGCAGGUGGACGACUGCCCAGAGAGCUGCUGCGAGCCCCCCUGCUGUGCCGCCCCCUGCUGCGCCCCCAGCUGUUGCCAGUCCAGCAGCUGCACCCAUGUGAGCUGCGGGUCCAGCCCCUGCCUGACCCUCAUCUGCACCCCUGUGAGCGGCGGGUCCAGCCCCUGCCAAUCAGCCUGCAUCAGCUCCUGCCAACCCUCCUGCUGCAGCUCCUCCCCCUGCCAGGAAGCCUGCGGUGCAUCUGUCUACUGCACCCCUGUCUGCUGCAAGCCCGUCUACUGCACCCCUGUCUGCUGCGAGACCUCCCCCUACUUGGCCUCCUCAUGCUGCCAACAGUCUAGCUGCCAGCCCUCCUGCUGCAGCUCCUCCCCCUGCCAGGAAGCCUGCGGUGCGUCCAUCUGCUACAAGCCUGUCUGCUGCACCUCUGUCUGCUACAAGCCCGUCGGCUGCACCCCUGUCUGCUGCGAGGCCUCCCCCUGCUCGGCCUCCUCAUGCUGCCAACAGUCUAGCUGCCAGCCCUCCUGCUGCAGCUCCUCCCCCUGCCAGGAAGCCUGCGGUGCAUCCGUCUACUGCACCCCUGUCUGCUGCAAGCCCGUCUACUGCACCCCUGUCUGCUGCGAGACCUCCCCCUGCUCGGCCUCCUCAUGCUGCCAACAGUCUAGCUGCCAGCCCUCCUGCUGCAGCUCCUCCCCCUGCCAGGAAGCCUGCGGUGCGUCCGUCUGCUACAAGCCUGUCUGCUGCACCUCUGUCUGCUAUAAGCCUGUCUGCUUCACCCCUGUCUGCUGUGAGGCCUCCCCCUGCUCAGCCCCCUCCUGCAGCCAGCCCAGCGCCUGCUCCUCGUCCUGCUACAGACCCUCCUCCUGUGUGUCCCUGCUCUGCCAGCCCGUGGGCUCCCGCCGGGUCUGCUGCGUGCCCGCUUCCUCUUGUCAGGCCAGCUGCUGCCGCCGGGCCUCCUGCGUGUCCCUGCUCUGCCGGCCCACGGGCUCCCGUCAGGCCUGCUGCGUGCCCGCCUCGGCCCAGAAGUCCUGCUGCUGA